Messenger RNA from Rhagoletis pomonella (apple maggot), 6150 nucleotides. It is a transcript of the gene Slmap, whose product is annotated as sarcolemmal membrane-associated protein. Lineage: Eukaryota; Metazoa; Arthropoda; Insecta; Diptera; Tephritidae. The coding region runs from base 736 to 4473 and encodes 1245 amino acids. The record is from RefSeq and is a predicted model, not a curated record. Gene Ontology annotation, molecular function: protein binding. The transcript has 5 exons.
CAACACUUUGUUGCGUUUUUCAUUCAAUCUCUUCUUUUCUGCACGAAACGACUGAAAAUUCCUGUGAAUAUUAUAAGAUCUAAAAAAAUACGAAUAAAUAGAAUAAUUUGCGUUUUAUGUGCGAACUAUUUAAUAAACUAUAUUCAGUUACAAAAUUUAAUUUGUUUCUAAUUAAUUGUGACAAGUUUUGCAAACGAAUUGUGAGGUGAGUGUGUGUACGUGAGGUGUAUGUUCGAUGUUUUGUUUCAGCAGUGGCAGCAGUAGUGGCUGAGACAGGCAGAAAAAGCUGUAAUAUAGAAUCAUCGGCGGAGGUGAGGAGCACAGUGUAAAAUAUAAGCUCAAGGAACGGAUGAAUGAUAGAAAGCGAAAUGCGAGAUGGUCAAGUGUAAAAAGCAAAUACCAAUAAAGAGAUAUGUAAUCGAUCAAACGAAAACAGAAAAAUUACAGGCAAAUAAAAAUGUCUAAAAAACCAGGAAGAAAAACUUUAUACAGUAAACAUUGCCAACAGAAAAACGCUACGCUUCAACGACAACAUAGUGAUCGCUCGUUCACACUGUCUCCAACAUUAAAAUUAUAGCCAGUUAGCAAUCGGACUGUCCUAUUGUAAUUGACUCCAUCGAAAGACACGGGUGGAGUGCAACGGGCAGCACAACAACCUUAAUGAGAGUGCAAUAGAAGCGGAAAUAUGCUGAACGAAAGCAACUUUAUGAUGUGUCUUGCAGGCACGGAACUGGUAUGGUUUUAGCCAGUAACGAAUGGCUUAACACUUGCGAAGAUGAACAAAAGUCGGCUUCGGGGAAUUCACAAACAGCGUCAACAACAACUGCAACCACCGCCGCACCCGCGCCACCAAACCACCAGAUUGCCGGCUCCACGCCAGCUUCCACAACGACACAGAUUGUAACUCCAAUAACAUCGAGCAUAAUCACAUCAGUUACAUCAACGCGCAUAUUCAGCGUAAAUAACGAAAUUAUGUCGGAAAAUUCAGCUAACGAAGCACAUCAGCCAAUGCAGCAACCGUCCGUUAAUCAAAAGAGCAGCAUCAGCGAUGGUCUGCCAGCGGCAGUUAGUCUAAAUGAUGUGAAUACCCCGAAUGCUCAAGAGUUUGUCAAUAAUAAUAGCGAAGUAUUGAACUGUGAUACUUCAAAUGCAAAUUCAAUUUCUAAUGCAAAUGCCAACAGCAAUAUUGAUGCUAGCAUCAGUGGUAGCUGUGGAGGUGUGAAUGCAAAUAUCAACACUAAUAAUGCCAAUUUGUAUUCCAAUCCGAAUUCAAAUGCAAGUACCCUACAAUCCGCUAUUGUACGCCAAUCGAAUGCAGGCAAUCACAUGCCGCUGAGCUGCCCCAUUACUCCGCAAGCGCUGAGCAGCGCACUGCAGUCGGUUAUGAACGCUAGCAAAAAUGCCAGUAUUUCUGGUUCACCAGCCGUCGGAAAUUUACCAAACACUUUCCUCAGUACAUUGGAUAUAGGGCUAGGUAAUAAUGCUUCACUACAACAGACCGUAAAAGAGCUCAGUUCGGCUUUCUGCGCUGGUCUGAUUGAGUCACAAUCGAAUAUGGCCAAUAACGCCACAAAUGUUGCACAGAAUGUAGGUAGCAGCACCAACAUAAGUAUGAAUCUAGAAUCAACGGAAAGUAAUGGCCAGGCGAAAAUUAUUUUGUUCUGCGAGGCUAACUCGCACCCCUUCCAGACACGCACCAUAUUCCUCACGCCAAACAUUGAAUGCAAAGUAGGACGUUUAAUAGCGAAAAGUAAAGCUUCCGAGUCAAACGCAAUAUUCGAUUGCAAGGUACUAUCGCGCAACCAUGCAGUGCUGUGGUACACCGAUGAUGGCAAAUUUUGGGUUAAAGAUACAAAGUCCUCGAAUGGCACCUUCAUUAACGAAAAUAAACUAGGCAAUGAGGCUGCUGAGCUACAUUUCGGCGAUAUCGUCAAAUUCGGCGUCGAUGUACUGGAAAAUUCGCGCAAAGAAGUCCAUGGUUGUAUUAUCGCUUUUGUAAAGUUAUAUUUGCCUGAUGGCCGUGAGGCGAUAUCAAUCGAUACGACCACCCAACGCUCUCAGUACUCUGGUGAAGGCCGUAUCAGUUACGAGGAAAUGCACCGCUUGAACUUGUACAUGCAAGAGGUGUCGCAGCGGGAAAAGGCGCUAAAAUCGAAAUUAUUCAAUAUUCAAAAUGUUUUGGAUGCCACACGAAAAAAUUCGGCCCUGUGCUGGCAGUCUCUCAUUGCUGAGGAUCAGUUGCUUCAUCGCAUCAAUUCGUUGGAGAAAAAAUUGCAGAUUAUGGAGAAGAAUGUGCCAGAGAGCGUGUUGCGAAAUGAGGUUUUGAAACUGCUCGAAGAUAAAAAUUCAUAUCAAGUAACAGCCAAGGAAGCCUUACGUAAAGUUUACCAAGAGCGAUGCGACGCUUUGCAAAUGCUCUCGAAAAUGGAAUUGGCGUAUGCCAAUUCCGAUGGCGAAUGUAAAAUUUUGCGCGAUCAAAUUAUGAGUACGAAACAGUCGCUACAGGACGUUAACACACGUUUGCAGCGCCUCGAAACCGAUUACAAUGAAUAUAAAGAGGAGGCCGAACGUAAACAACAGGAGAUUAAAGAACAAGAGGAGCAGCGUAUUGCAGAUAUAUCAGAGAAAUUGCAACAGCGUGAAUUAGAGUGCGACGAUUUGCGUCGCCGUGUGUCUGAAUUCAUGCUACAGCAUGCUGAGUUGGUGGAUGAUGAGGAAAAAAAAUUGCAGUUACAGGCCAUUGAGAAGCUAGAUGCUGUAAUAGGCGACAUGGAUUUGGGAGAGGAUGACGACGACGAAGACGCGAACGAGAACGAAGCGAAAGGGGACGAGGGUGAUAUUAAAAGUAAGGAAGAUGGCAACGAAAAAGAAUGUGCCAAAAAUUAUUUGCAUCAGCCGAGAGUCACAAAAAGUUUAGAUGCAAUGAAUGGAGUGGACACGAAAAUCCUGAUUAGCAGCGCCGAAAAAGAGGUUUUAAACACUUCAUCUCAAUCGGAUGUUGCCCUAAAGAAAAUCAAGCAAAAAGGUAACGCUAAGGAAUCGACGAUUCUCAAAUGGCUGCAAAAUUCCGAUCUGAAUCAAAAGGAAGGUUCCCUCGACAUUUUCAAAGCCAUUUGUAAUGAGUCUGAUUCGAGCGAUGAACAUGAUCUUCCAGUGAAUGAAAAUGAUGCCGUGAACGUUGACAGUGAAAGCGGUAUUGAUACGAAUACUACCUCACUCGAGGAGAUUAAGCUAAAAUACAAGAAAUCCAAAAAUAAAUUACAAAGCGUACAAGCUAUACUAUGUCAAUUGGUAGAAGCAGAAAUGGCGAAAGAGUGCUAUAAAUCAACAGGUGCUGAUGUAACUGAGCACAUCGAUGCAGAAAAUGAAAAUGAGGCUUUAAAAUUCUCACGAAAAGAGGACGAAUGCACUUCGAAAAAUGAUGACCAGAGGUUGGCUUUGCUACAAUCCAGUGUAACGAUUCUUAAUGAGGCGUACAAAGAACUCUGCGAUAGCCUUACUGAGCAAGAGCUACACAAAUCAUUAGCAGCGGACAUAAAAGAGAUAUCACCGCCACCGACAAUAACUGUACAAACACAAUUGCAAAACAAUGCGCCAUCUAAAACAGGUGGCAGUGCCACAAGCAAACUGCUCUCACAGGAUACCCUGAAGCCGCUUACAGAGGCUGUUGAGGAUGAAGCGGCAUUAUACGACUUGGAUGAGAAUAAUCUGUCAACGGCAAAGGCAUCAAAAAAUGAUGAAUGCACUACUACAGUGACCACACCUUCGACAAUCGUUUCACCAGGCGAUGUAGCGGAUAGAGAAAUGAGUAUAAGCGAUGAAGUGCGCGCAUAUCAGGAACAAAUAAAAGAGCUUAAUCUAAAGCUUGAACAAGUGGAGAGUGAUGCACAAAAUACGCUAGAGAUAAUGCAAAUUGAAUGUGACACUUUCAAGGAGAAGGUAACUCAAUUGUCCAAAGUAGUUCAAAAAGCGUGCGAAGAGAAAAAGGAACUUGAAAGGUUGCUUGAUGAGCGGACCAGUAUGGAGGAAACAGUUAUGCCGGCAGAACAAAUUAAUGAUAGAAAUGAACAACAAAUGGAUGCGGUCAUCAAAUUACCACUGAGUGCGUCAUCAUUGCCUUUGGCUAGCGAAACGAAAAAUGAGUUUGAGCUGCAUGAGAGCUUCGAUGAUGAAUUGCUGUCCUCGGAUAACAAAAGUGUUGCUGGUGGCAAAAUGGAUGCCGAUUUCGAAACGCAAUUGCGUGAAGACUUAGCGGCCAUAAAUAGUACUGCACUGCAGCGGGAGGAGGAGCUGAUUGUGUACAAAGAACGACUGGAGAGGACGCAAAACGAUAAUCUGCAGUUACGCAACGACAUAGCGGCACUGCUACUGAAAUCGGGCACACAGGCUCAAACGCAUAUGGUGAAGCAAAUGCUGGCGUACGGCACAGCAGUAUUGGCUAUCAUUGUUUACUUAUUUACAAUGUAUUUCUAAGUGCUGCUGUUUAAUCUAUGUUUAUGUCGUAAGCAAAUCCAAACGAGGAACGGAGAUAUAUAUACAAUACGACAGAGUGGGAGCAUGUGAAAGCUAAAUUAGAUAAAAUUAGAACCAAGCGAACGAAUACAAAGUAGGAAAAUACAGCGAGAGUUAGCAACAUAUUGUUAUUAAAAGUUGGUGCACAGUGUAAAUUCAUUCGCUACAAUGGUCACACGAGAUAAAAUGGCUGCCAUGACAUAAGGAUUUAAAGCUUUUUAAAAUCUUAGAGCCAAACAUAAUCUGUCUCAUAGAUAACGGGUUGGUUCACUAUUUCGACAUAUCGAAUUUUCCCAAUCAUCAACAUAGCGAUGUUUUUAAUUAUUAAAAGGCAACUAACAGGCUUAAGGUCCGAUCGAUAUUUUCCUGCCAAGUGCUCGUUCUGCCUACAUUGCGCCACACACACAUCAACCGAAAAAAUCUUAUUAUAUGGGAAAAAUUAGAUUCAUUUAAAAAAAAUGUAGAUAUUAGCGACCUUUUAGUUUGUAAAAAUAUUUAAAUUGCCACAAAAAUUAUUAUUACUAAGGUAAACGCAGUAAGCAACAAUCGCAUAACAAACCAAUUCAUACAAACAAAUAAAGCUUAAUAAAAACAAAACAAUAUAUAUAAAAGUAAUGUACAACUUAAAUUAUAAAUGAAAAGCGAACACAAAGAGCAUAGCUAAACGCCAAGAAAAUGUAUCUCUAUUAACGUACGUACAUGCGUAUAUAAUUCAAUAAAAUAAAAAAAAAAAAACGUGUGUGCUAAAAAGAACAUGUAUUAAACUGUAUGUAUGUGUGCAUUUAAAUUUAGUGUGGCGAUAUUUCCAAAAACAAGCAAAUCAAAAAGUAAAUACUUUUUAAACAAACAUAGACAUUUGAGCCUCACACUCAUCUCUGCUGCUAGCCGGGCUGUUGUUACCUAGUUGUUAUUGCAUACCAGUGCAUUGCAUCUAAGCGAAUGCUGCAUUUGUUUAAAGUUAUAUUUAAAUUAUUGCAUACGUAGACACACAAAAUAUAAAUUAUGAAUAUAAACAAAUAUAGCAAACACGCGUACAUUGUAUAGGAACACGUAUUAGAAAUGCUAUAAUGAAAUCGUAACACAAUCACAAAAUAUAUGUAUGUAUGCUUAUUCUAUUGCUUUAUGGCGCUUAUUUAACAUUUGCAUUCAUACUCGUAUGUAUUUAAAGAAAAAAACUUAAUAUCACUACAAUUGGCCACGCCUUUAAUUAUAUGAUAACUGAUUACAUUUCAAUUUAUUUUCGACAAAAAAUAGGUGGUAAUAUAAACAAUAUUCAAACUUUUUUAUAUUUCUUUUACACUUUUCUUCAUUUGCUAAUUUAAACUUGCUAAAAAUUCAUUAAAUUUCGAAGUCCAACUCUCGCUCCGUAAGAUCAAUUUUUUUAUUUUCCAAAAACAAAAAUAUAUACUACAUAUGUAUGUCGUAUAAGCAUUGGUCAAUCGCUUUUAAGAUGCUUCAUUAAAAGCUGCUGUUUUGUUAACAAAUUUUAGACUGUUUCACACCCAUUCAAAAUGUGUGUGUGUGUGCAGCAGUGUGUGUUCUAUACUAAUUACUGAAGAUUAUUAUUUCCUGCUAUUAUCAAUUACUAUUAUUUAAAUUGUUAGAUUUUAGUUAAAAUUUUUAUUAUUAUUUGUAAUA